Lucilia cuprina (Australian sheep blowfly) is the source of this 4130-nucleotide messenger RNA. RefSeq lists its product as uncharacterized. The transcript is spliced from 12 exons. Lineage: Eukaryota; Metazoa; Arthropoda; Insecta; Diptera; Calliphoridae. The record is from RefSeq and is a predicted model, not a curated record. Gene Ontology annotation, molecular function: protein binding; serine-type endopeptidase activity. Gene Ontology annotation, cellular component: plasma membrane. Gene Ontology annotation, biological process: proteolysis. Bases 224 to 4048 code for a protein of 1274 amino acids.
AAAGAGAUGCUCGUCGAGACAACUUAAAAGCGGGGAUUUAUUAAAGCGUGUAUAGAACGCCAAUAAAAAACAAAUACAAAGAUCUUAAAAAUACAAAAUUUAUAUAUUAUACAUAUUAAGUACUCGUACUACAUGUAUUUUAGCUGUUGUUUUUGUUGGGAUUUAAGUUUAAGUCUGUUUGCAUAUUAAAAAAAAACAAAAUUAAAUUUAUAGAUUUUUAGUAAUGAGAAUUUCUAAAAAUGUUUAUCAAUAUUUCAUACAAAUAAUUGUGAUUUCAUUAUGUUUGACGAAUUUUAAUGGAGCUCGCUCCCAAUGUAGCAACAAUGACUGGGCAUGUGAUAAUGGCCAGUGUAUAUCCGAUGAUAAAUUAUGUGACGGCAAAGUGGAUUGUCGUGAUCGAUCAGACGAAAUUGCAGAGAAUUGUAUACAGUUUCAUGAAUCCUGUCCAAAGUAUGCCUUUCGUUGUGCGUAUGGAGCUUGUAUAGACGGAAAGACAAGGUGUAAUGGUGUGCAAGAUUGUGCUGACAAUUCUGAUGAAUUGAUAUGUAUUAAAAAAGAUGAUUCGGAUUUUCAAAAUAUUUGUUCGGAUACUGAAAUUCAGUGUGUGAAUUCUAAAGAAUGUAUAAACUCAAUUAAUCUUUGUAAUGGUCGAGUAGACUGUAAGGAUGGUUCCGAUGAAUCUUUGGAGUUGUGCAUUAAUUUUGGUUGUAUAUCCUAUGGUUUUCAAUGUGGCUAUGGUGCUUGUAUUAGCGGCAAUGCUAAAUGUAAUGGCGUAAAAGAAUGUGCUGAUGGUUCUGAUGAAGCCUGGGAGUUGUGUGGUACACCACGAAAGACCACUAACCAAAAUGGUGUUACACCAACACGAAAGCCAACACCCACACCUACACCUGCUCAAUAUACUAGAUGUAGUAUACCAAAUAUACCACAACUACAAGAUUUGGUAUUCAAAUUACAUCCUCAAAAUGAAACGAUUCCAAUAGGAUCAUUUGUGGAUGAUUUCGAUAUCAUACAUAUGGAAUGCCAGAACAAAUAUACUUUAAGAGGUCAACCCAGUCUUUUGUGUCAAAAUGGUAAUUGGAAUUUUGAUUUUCCUUCCUGUGUGGGCUAUUGUGAUGGUACACUUUUGCGCGGUCUUUCGGUACGUGCUGUUUGUGAUUAUAGAACAAACUUUGGGGAGUGCCCGAAAAGAAUUCGUCCUGGUACUGAAAUUCAACUUAAUUGUAGAUUUGGUUUUAUACGCAAACCAGAUGUUCCUCAGUAUAUAAAAUGUUUAUCGGAUGGUACUUACGACAAGAGUCCCCUGCCUUGCGAACUUAAUUGUGGCAGAGUUGCUCCUUACUCAGAACCUCUGUCUAAACAUGGCAUUCCCGUUAAACCUAGUUCAGCACCUUGGCAUGUAUCUAUACAUGAAAAUAAUAGUGUUAAUUUUGAUUACAUAUGUAGUGGAUCAAUAGUAUCGCCUCGUGUUAUCGUAACGGCCGCCCAUUGUUUUUGGGAUCAACCAACUUUAACAUUGAGAAAUUAUACGGAAUAUCAAAUUAUUGCCGGUCGUAGUUCGAAUAAUUAUACAACGGAUCAAAAUGAAUACUCGCAAGUCGCACAAGUAGAGGAAAUACAUAUUCCAGUAGAUUAUCGCGGUAAAAAUGGACGUCAAAGAGAUGAUAUAGCAUUUUUAAAACUAAAAACUGGCCUCAGAUACUCAGAAACAAUAGCCUCGAUCUGUAUGCCAAAUGAAAUUCGCAAUACUGCAUCAAAUUAUAUUCCCUCCAACUGGCAAGGUUUUAUGACCGGUUUUGGCAUAAACAAUCAUUUGGAAAGACUUAAGAUGUUAACGCUAGCCUAUCAUGAAUGUAGGGAAAAAAGUCCAAUCGAUGCUCCCAUAGCAGAUGAUAAAUUUUGUAUUAUUAAUAAAGAAGGCGCUUCAGUUUGUCGCGGUGAUAGUGGAGCAGGAUUUUUUAUCGAAAAUCGAAAUUUAGAUGACAACGAAAUUAUUUAUAGACUAUUGGGCGUAAUAAGUAACACGCCCACCACUAAGAAUGAUUGUACACGAGUUGAUGAUGAUGCUUAUGUUGCCAUUACAAAUAUUCACUAUAUGACUUCGGAAUUUAAGAGAAAAUUAUUUGAUGCCAUAAAAGAAGAUCGAGCAUAUUUGACUUCACCGACAUCUGAUUUGAGAUCGGCUUUUAUAGUGCAUAUGCUGGAUUCCCACUCCCAAUGUAACACCAGUGAAUGGGCAUGUGACAAUGGCCAAUGUAUAUCCGAUAAUAAAAUGUGUGACGGCAGAGUAGAUUGUAGUGAUCGAUCGGACGAAAUUGCAGAGAAUUGUAUACAGUUUCAUGAUACCUGUCAUAAUUCAACAUUCCGUUGUACAUAUGGAGCUUGCAUAGACGAAAAGGCGAAAUGCAAUGGUGUACAAGAUUGUGCUGACAAUUCGGAUGAAUUGAUGUGUACUCAAAAAGAUGAUUUUGAUUUUGAAGGUGUCUGUUUUCCUACUGAAAUACAAUGUGUGAAUUCUAAGGAAUGUAUAAAUUCAAUCGAUCUCUGUAAUGGUCGUGUAGACUGCAAAGAUGGCUCUGAUGAAUCGCUGGAGUUAUGUAUUAAUUUUCAUUGUGUUGGCUUUACAUGUGGUUAUGGUGGAUGUAUUAGUCGUAAUGCUAAAUGUAAUGGUAUAAAAGAGUGUGCUGAUGGUUCAGACGAGGCUUGGCAGUUGUGUGCUACACCACGAAAGAUCAAUAAUGAAACUAUUGUAACACCGACUCUUAAUGCAAAUCCAGCCCCCAUACCUAUAUCUUUGCCAACAUCCGCUCAAUGCAUUAUACCUAAUAUACCAGAACUACAAAAUUUGAUAUUUAAACUACAUCCUCUAAAUUACACUAUUCCAAUAGGAUCAUUUGUGAAUGAAUUCGAAAACAUACAUAUCGAAUGCCAGAACAAAUAUACUUUAAGAGGUCAACCCAGUCUUUUGUGUCAAAAUGGUAAUUGGAAUUUCGAUUUUCCUUCCUGUGUGGGCUAUUGUGAUGGUACACUUUUGCGCGGUCUCUCUAUACGUGCUGUUUGUAAUUAUAGAUCACAUUUUGCGGAGUGCCCGAAAAAAAUACGUCCUGGUACUGAAAUUCAACUCAAUUGUAACUUUGGUUACACUCGUAAUCCCAAACUUUUACAGUUCAUAAAAUGUUUACCAGAUGGCAUGUUCGAUCAAAUGCCUCGACAUUGCACUCACAGUUGUGGCAUAAUUGAUUCGUCCUCUGAGUUUUUAUCCAAAGAAGGUUUUCCAAUUAUAUCCAGUUCAACACCCUGGCAUGUAUCUAUACAUGAAUAUGAUGGUAUUAAUUACAACUUCAUUUGUACUGGAUCUAUUGUUUCGCCUCGUAUUAUCAUAACAGCCGCACACUGCUUUUGGAAUGAAUUGAAUUUAACGGUGAGAAACUAUACAGAUUAUCAAAUUAUUGCAGGCCGAAGUACCAGCAAUUUUACAACCGAAAAGAAUGACUACUCGCAGAUAGUACAGGUGGAGGAAAUACACAUACCAUCAGGUUAUAGAGGUAAACAUGGUGGUCAAAAAGACGAUAUAGCUUUUUUAAAACUUAAAACCGCCCUUAGAUACUCAACAACGAUUGCACCGAUCUGUGUGCCAAAAGUAAUUCACAAUACCGCAUCAAAAUAUAUGAUCUCCAAUCGGAGAGGUUUCAUUACCAUGUUUGGUCCAAACAAUCAAUUGGAAAGACUUGAUAUGAUAACAUUAUCCUAUCAUGAAUGUUAUGAAAAAAGUCCACUUGAAUCUCCAUUAGCAGAUGAUAAAUUUUGUAUUGUCAAUAAAGAAGGCGCUAAAUUGUGUCGUGGUAAUAGUGGUGCCGGAUUUUUUGUACAAAAUCGAGAUGACAACAAAACUAUAUACAAACUAUUGGGCGUAUUAAGUAAUUCGCCGACUACAAAGAAUGAUUGUACACAUAGCGAUGAUUAUGUUGCUAUAACAAAUAUUUACUAUAUUCCUUCAGAAUUUAUGAUAAAAUUAUCAAAUGCUGUUAGUGAAGACGAGACAUUAUUUUAAGUAUGAUUUGUAUGAAUUUAGAUUUAUAAGUGAAAAUUAUAAAAAAAAUAUUGCAAUAAAGAUUAUUUUUGUAUUUAGAGAA